CAAAAAGAAUCACAGGACAUUGUGUCACAUACGUGGAAGGUGCUGUGCCAACAGAGUCACAUGGUAGAAGAUGAACCAUAGAAUGAUGAUUUAAUUUCCACACUUUCGUCACAAUCACAAACCCAAUUAGGUAAAAGCUUUCUAGCACUUUCAGACACAGACCCAACAUGGAGGAUGAGAAGAAGAUCAAUAGUGGUGGAGGGCUAGUGAAGGUGGAACCAAAACCCAGCAAUGGUUUCACUUCAAAAGUGGUUGAUUUUUUGGAGAAUCUGAUUGUGAAGUGCUUGUAUGAUUCUUCACUGCCCCAACACUACCUUUCUGGUAAUUUUGCUCCUGUUCCUGAUGAAACCCCUCCCACUAAGGACCUUCCUGUUAAAGGGUACCUCCCAGAUUGCUUGAAUGGAGAGUUUGUCAGGGUGGGACCUAAUCCGAAAUUUGCUCCUGUGGCUGGAUAUCACUGGUUUGAUGGAGAUGGAAUGAUUCAUGGUUUGCGUAUCAAAGAUGGAAAAGCUACAUAUGUUUCCCGUUUUGUGAGAACUUCUCGUCUUAAACAAGAAGAAUACUUUGGAGGUGCCAAAUUUAUGAAGAUUGGUGAUCUCAAGGGUCUAUUUGGACUGUUAAUGGUUAACAUGCAAAUGUUGAGAGCUAAAUUGAAAGUACUGGAUGUUUCUUACGGAAAUGGAACAGCUAAUACAGCUCUUGUAUAUCACCAUGGGAAGCUUCUAGCACUCUCGGAAGCAGAUAAACCUUAUGCUAUUAAAGUUUUUGAAGAUGGUGAUUUGCAGACACUUGGCAUGCUUGAUUAUGACAAGAGAUUGGGUCAUUCCUUCACUGCUCAUCCAAAAGUUGACCCAUUUACUGGGGAGAUGUUUACAUUUGGCUAUUCACAUACACCACCAUAUAUUACAUACAGAGUAAUUUCAAAGGACGGUUAUAUGCAUGAUCCUGUGCCCAUAACAAUAUCAGAGCCCAUCAUGAUGCAUGACUUUGCCAUCACAGAAAAUUAUGCAAUAUUCAUGGAUCUUCCUCUGUAUUUUAGGCCAAAGGAAAUGGUGAAGAAAAACACACUGAUAUUCUCAUUUGAUGAAACCAAGAAAGCUCGUUUUGGUGUCCUUCCUCGGUAUGCUAAGGAUGAGAAGCAUAUUAGAUGGUUUGAACUACCAAAUUGCUUCAUAUUCCACAAUGCCAAUGCUUGGGAGGAGGAGGAUGAACUUGUUCUUAUCACGUGCCGCCUUGAGAAUCUAGAUUUGGACAUGGUUAAUGGGGCUGUCAAGGAAAAGCUUGAAAAUUUCUCAAAUGAACUGUAUGAAAUGAGAUUUAACAUUAAAACUGGUGAAGCUUUUCAGAAGAAACUAUCAGCAUCUGCUAUAGAUUUUCCUAGGGUGAAUGAAAGCUACACUGGAAGGAAGCAGCGAUAUGUAUACGGGACCACAUUAGAUAGUAUUGCUAAAGUUACUGGGAUUAUUAAAUUUGAUUUGCAUGCCGAACCGGAUUCUGAAAAAACAAAGCUUGAGGUUGGAGGAAAUGUUCAGGGUAUCUAUGACUUGGGACCAGGGAGGUUUGGCUCUGAGGCUGUUUAUGUCCCGCGUGUCCCUGGCACCAAUUCUGAAGAAGAUGAUGGAUACUUGAUCUUUUUUGUACAUGAUGAGAAUAUCCGAAAAUCAUUUGUGCAUGUUAUCGAUGCAAAAACAAUGUCAGCAGAUCCUGUUGCAGUUGUAGAAUUGCCACAUAGAGUUCCAUAUGGUUUCCAUGCCUUCUUUGUGACAGAGGACCAACUGCUAGAACAGGCAAAACUAUGAAAAUGUUGACAGCCUCGCUGUACUGCACUGCCUCAAUAUGUAGACCUGUCUCUACAAAUUAGCAAUUGUCUGUACUAUAUAUCCGGUGCCACAGUAAACAACCUAUUUUACAGUACACAAUUAUAAAAUAAUUACGAAUUAGGCUGUUGUAAAUGCAAGGUAAGGCGUUAUAGACCUCCAUAAUGGCCAUGACUCUUCCUUAAACACUGCACAUAGCAAAAAUUUUAUAGCACCAUGGUUUCGUGUCAUUUUAGCAUGGUUGUUUGCUUAGCACAGUCCUUCAUUGGGUUACUAAUUCGCAUCCUUUG
Messenger RNA from Gastrolobium bilobum, 2107 nucleotides. Its product is annotated as carotenoid 9,10(9',10')-cleavage dioxygenase 1. Bases 168 to 1799 code for a protein of 543 amino acids. The record is from RefSeq and is a predicted model, not a curated record. Gene Ontology annotation, molecular function: carotenoid dioxygenase activity. Lineage: Eukaryota; Viridiplantae; Streptophyta; Magnoliopsida; Fabales; Fabaceae. The transcript has 14 exons. Gene Ontology annotation, biological process: carotene catabolic process. Gene Ontology annotation, cellular component: chloroplast stroma.